This is a messenger RNA of Sus scrofa (pig), 3660 nucleotides long. The record is from RefSeq and is a predicted model, not a curated record. Lineage: Eukaryota; Metazoa; Chordata; Mammalia; Artiodactyla; Suidae.
GGGGGCGGCGGAGGCGCGGGGCCUGGGCUGUCCGCGUCUCCUGGGCGGGGUGCGCGCCCGGCGCCCAGCUUUGUUUCGCUUUCGCUGUCAGAGGCCGCCACCCCGUCUCCUGCCGCCGACUGGACCGGAGGAGGACGGGCCUCUGCGUGGCGCGGCUUCCCACCCCCCUGGCACAGUGGGGGGCGCCGGGAUCCCGACGCCUCGGUCCGAGUGGGACGUGGGGAGUGAUACCCGAGGAUGUGGGUGCCCAGGUGCCAGGUGACGCGCUAGGAACCGCUGCUGCUGGCUGAACUCAAGCCCGGGCGCCCCCACCAGUUCGAUUGGAAGUCGAGCUGUGAAACCUGGAGCGUUGCCUUCUCCCCGGAUGGUUCCUGGUUCGCCUGGUCUCAAGGACACUGCAUCGUCAAGCUGAUCCCCUGGCCGCUGGAGGAGCAGUUCAUCCCUAAAGGGUUUGAAGCCAAAAGCCGAAGCAGCAAAAAUGACACAAAAGGGCGAGGCAGCCCGAAGGAGAAGACGCUGGACUGUGGGCAGAUUGUCUGGGGCUUGGCCUUCAGCCCGUGGCCUUCUCCACCUAGCAGGAAGCUCUGGGCACGCCACCACCCCCAAGUGCCAGAUGUCUCUUGCCUGAUCCUUGCUACAGGGCUCAAUGAUGGGCAGAUCAAGAUUUGGGAGGUCCAGACAGGGCUCCUGCUUUUGAAUCUUUCUGGCCACCAAGACGUCGUGAGAGAUCUGAGCUUCACACCCAGUGGCAGUUUGAUUCUGGUCUCUGCGUCUCGAGAUAAGACUCUGCGCAUCUGGGACCUGAAUAAGCAUGGUAAACAGAUUCAGGUGUUAUCAGGCCACCUGCAGUGGGUUUACUGCUGCUCCAUCUCACCAGACUGCAGCAUGCUAUGUUCUGCGGCCGGAGAGAAGUCGGUCUUUCUGUGGAGCAUGCGGUCCUACACGUUAAUCCGGAAGCUAGAGGGCCACCAAAGCAGCGUUGUCUCUUGUGACUUCUCCCCCGACUCUGCCUUGCUUGUCACGGCUUCUUACGAUACCAAUGUGAUCAUGUGGGACCCCUACACUGGCGAGAGGCUGAGGUCACUCCACCACACCCAGCUCAGCCCCCCCAUGGAUGACAGUGAUGUCCACAUAAGCUCCCUGAGAUCUGUGUGCUUCUCCCCCGAAGGCUUGUACCUCGCUACAGUGGCAGAUGACAGGCUCCUCAGGAUCUGGGCUCUCGAACUGAAAACUCCAAUUGCAUUUGCUCCUAUGACCAAUGGUCUUUGCUGCACAUUUUUUCCACAUGGUGGAGUUAUUGCCACAGGGACAAGGGAUGGCCAUGUCCAGUUCUGGACAGCUCCUAGGGUCCUGUCAUCACUCAAGCACUUAUGCCGGAAAGCCCUUCGAAGUUUCCUGACAACGUACCAAGUGCUAGCACUGCCAAUCCCCAAAAAGAUGAAAGAGUUCCUCACGUACAGGACUUUUUAAGCCAUUCUCCAUAGUCUUGUUUUCCUUGUAGCAGGAUGAAUCUUCCUGACAAAGGAGUAGCCGGAGUAAUGGGCCAAACAUCUGGUCGUGGAUGGAAAUAGAAUUUCUCUUUGGGAUUGUGAAUAGAAUGUAGCAAAACCAGAUUCCAGGGGAUCCGUCACGGGUCUUUUCUCCGUGACAUGUGAGAGUCAGUCAGAGAAGAGGGGAUUCCACUCCCGAGGUGACAGAGCCUGAGGACCUUGACUCUUUAGCCCACCUACACACGGCAGUGCCGUUUUGAUUCAGAAUGCCGUAGCUGAGAGGAGCACCUGGGCUUUGAGCCCCUCUGUGGUAACAGAGAAGUUUCAACUCCCUUGACUGGGUGUGGCUUCUUCCAAGUGUCCAUCUCCCACUAGUCAGAGUGGCCUUGGCCUGGGCAAGUGCUUGCCUUCCUCUCGCCCCCUCUGACGGUCUGCUGGGAGGUAUUACUUAGCUUAACGAAGUACAGGUGACUCAGAGGCCGUGCUCCUGACAGACACUAGAAUUGGGUUUUUUUUUUUGUUUUGUUUUGUUUUUUAAACAAUGGUGUGCAUGUGCAGGAGGUGGCAGAUUUGUGUGUCAGGUUACACAGGAUGUAUCCCUAAACUGCAUGACUGUUCAGAUGGCUACUGACUUGCCAGUUGUUUGCCAUCCAUUAGCAUAUUUAUUUGCUGUUCUCAACACAUGUUAAGGUACAACUGUGCUUUUCUCGAUGGUAUCUAAAAACCAUAGUACUUAAUUCCAACAGUUGUGAAGAUGUCUCUUAGUUGUGUAAAGAAUCCGUGUCAUCACUUCAGCUGAUUUCCUCCUGUACAAGAUCUGACUUGACUGCUUCACCUCAUUGGACUCAUCAGCCAGUUUCAACUCUACUCCCAAACAAAAUUAGCUCCUCAAAAGUACUGUUCUCCUUCAGUGGCGUAUAGUUACCUAAUCAAGACACCUCAUUCAAAGUCUGCCUUUGGAAAAUUUAAUAUAUUUUAAAUUAUUUUAAAAGAAAUGCAACAUCUUAUCCUUUGGCUUUCUUACUAGGUGCUUUGUGGAGGCCUGUGUACCAUAUAUAAACGUGUAGAAAAAGCAGAGGAGUUUCUCCUCUGCCGCCUUUGUUGCUGAAAGAAAAACAUUUCAAGAUGAGAGGUUUUCAUUGAAGGAAAAAAGUUUAAACAUUUUGGCUCGCUGUUUCAUUUUUUCCAUUAAGGAACAAGAAAUCACCUUUUAAAACAAGUGAGUACAGGAGAGCUGGGAGUGGGUCGGGCAAAAUUUAAAUCUUGUGGCUGUCUUGAAAUACCAUAUACAGCAUAGUCCGAGAGGCUCUGGGCAGCUUCCUUAAAAAGAUUCCCCCAUCCUCCCCAUUAGCUUCAAACUUUGCUGUCCCCCUUGGGCAGCAAGUCCUGCGUGAGUGAUGGGCAUAACCACUUCUCUUGGUGGUGUAAGAACUGGACAUCUUUGCAAAGAAAUAGCCUCCAAAGAAAGCUGAUUCUGUGAUAUCAGUGAUGGAGGAGGCUUUUUCAUAUGAAUGCAGGUUGAACAAGUCAGUGUCUGUAAGUGGCUAAGGAAGGAGUCACUGGUUAACAUGUCAAGCUGCUUUAUUUUUACUGGGAAGUACACCAUCAUUAGUGCGGCAUAAAUGCGCGAGGGUAAACUGCUCCACUUGUACACGAGUCCUAAUCCUUUCAGCAGCUGCACUUUAGGGUCAGGCUUACUCUCCUGUGCCCCAGGUUAGACAAGUCAUGUUGGAUGAUCUUUGGCCCCAGUGGCAUCAGUUAAAACAAAUGUUUUCUCUGCUCUUCACACUACAAUUAGGAACCUGCUAGCAACUUCUUCAAGAGAAAUAAAAAGGCCAGUUUUUAAAGUAAGAAAGUUGAGUGCAUUUUAUAAGAGUAUAAUAGUUUGGGCCAGAAACCCAUUAACACCUAUUUAAAGUAGAUGGAGAUGGUGCCACAGAUUAGAUUUAUAAACAGUUCUGGAGAAGUUCUUUUUACCUUGAGUUAGAAGAUCCUUGGACCAUAUUAGAUUUGAAAGCCUGAUGUUCCAAAUGGCAUAGGCCAGUUUCCAGUCAUCCAAGCAACUGAAAGGUAGAAAGCCUUAAUUAAGGCUUUUGCUUUUUUCCUGCCUUAUAAAACACAAAUGGGCAGUGCAGUAAGAGAGCUGUACAUUAAAAAUGUUUUGGGAGUU